UGUUGUUAUUUGUGUGGGGCGCAGUGCGUGGUGCAGUCGUACCUGCGGUGGCUGCAGGACAGCGACUACGACCCCAACUGCCCCCUCUGCCGCACCGCCCUCGCGGGGGGAACCCUCCGACUCAUCUGCUAUGACGUGGUGCACUGGCGCUGCCUGCGCUCCCACUGCCGCUCUCUGCCGCCCCGCACCGCCCCCGCGGGGUUCCGCUGCCCGACGUGCGCCGCUCCUCUCUUCCCGCCCCCGGAUACGCGCGGUCCCGUGGCGGACGCUCUCCGCUCCCGAUUGGCCGCCGCCUCCUGGGCCCGCCCCGGCCUCGGCCUCCCAUUGAUGAGGACGCGGACGCCGACCCCGAAACAUCGGACAGCGAAUGUGGGGGGGGACGGCGGCGGUGAGCGGCCCCAAAAACCCAAAGGACCCCAAAGGACCCCAAUGACCCCAAAGGACCCAAAUCCUCCAAUGACCCCAAAGAACCCCAAUG
This is a messenger RNA of Gallus gallus (chicken), 478 nucleotides long. RefSeq names its product zinc finger protein like 1 (gene ZFPL1). The record is from RefSeq and is a predicted model, not a curated record. NCBI's taxonomy places the organism in Eukaryota, Metazoa, Chordata, Aves, Galliformes, Phasianidae. Gene Ontology annotation, cellular component: Golgi apparatus.